ACGUCUCAAGUCGGUUAAGUCAGUUGGUAUUCCAGUAUCCCGAACAAAAUGUUCUCCCUUUGCGUCUUCUCGAUCCGUGGCUUUUUGAUGAAACGCGCGAAAUAAAUUAUUUCUUUCUUAAAGAUGAAAACUUUACAUUUUGGUGUUUGCAGUAGCAACUACGCACAAUAGCACAGUGCGGAUUCGAGCGAAUUAAGAAAUUGAAAGAUCGAACAGUGCAAAGAUUCGUACGAUCAACGUUUCGUUGAUUAUCACAACUGAUUUAUAUAAAAUGUAAUUCGUCAGAAAGUAAAUGGUAUUCUACAAAUCGAAAAAAUGUUUCCAUUUUUUAAAAAGAAUUACGAACCAACGAACUCUUUGAUGGUCACAUUAUUGAAUCGAUGAAACAUAGUGACUUAAUGUUGAAAUGAUUUAGAAAAGGAGAAUAAAAAAGAAGAUAAGACGUUUAGGAAUUAAUCGGACUAACUCGGAGCAAAAUGAUCGGUGCGAAUGUGGACCAGCAUGGUAACAACAUAAUAGCGUCGCAAUCAACGAAUCAUGCGUCGCAAGAUUUCACUGUUUCACGACUUUUAUCAACGUCGACGAUGCAUUCGUUAGAAAAAAAAAAGAAAGAAAGAAAAAACUUUUCUAAAAUACACAUAGAGUGUCACACUGAAGGAACGUCGACGACUGGAAGUAGGAGACCAAGGAGAAGUAGGACAACCUUCUCGGCGCAACAGUUGGCCGCAUUAGAAAGGGUUUUCGAAAGGACACAUUAUCCCGAUGCUUUUGUUCGCGAGGAACUCGCUACUAGAGUAUCCUUAUCGGAGGCAAGAGUUCAGGUAUGGUUUCAAAAUAGACGCGCCAAAUUCCGGCGAAACGAAAGAAGUUCGGUACUUAAUCGUGGCACUUGUACAAGCAGAGAAUUGGAAACGACCACUUUACCACUUCGACCGAUAAGAGUAAGCAGUCACAUGCACGAAAACAAUUCGGAAAAUAAUUCCUUCCAAGCGCAGCAGCUUCCACAUUAUUCCUAUAGCGAAUACUGGAGAUCUCCUCAACAUUAUACCACCGUUCAAAGCAGUAAUUGUCACGGAUUUGUUAACGCUAAUCUUGGGAACGUACCUGCUCUACCAUCAUAUCAUCAAUCAGCAGAAAUUCACAGUGCUGUCGAAGGAACGACUAUAACUGGUCUAAGCGCAUUGAGAUUGAGAUCGCAUCCUUACAGUGCUACCUACUCCGCCAUGCACGCGAGCAUGUGACUCUUUUUCUCUUAUUUCUUCUCCGAUAUUGUCAUUUAUUUUUGACCAAUCAAAUCAAAAUCAAAGAAUUCUGCGAUGUUCAAAUCUACACGUCCUCGAUAAUAAUUUUAUUUCGUCCUGCUUUCUUUCGUCCACAAGAUUCUAGCGCUUGCACAGGAUUCGUUCGUUAAAACCAAAGAUACUUUCACUUUCAACUGUAAUCAAUGACGUAGAAAAGACUUAUAAUUAAAAGUCGAGUUAAUUAAUAGUCAAGACUUUUCUUAAUUACUACAAGUUUUCUAAACAGGGUAUAUAGAUACAUAGAUACAUACAUAUAUAUGUUUAUACGUUGUAUAAACCGUGAGGAGAGCUAAGGAUAUCGUAUACAAGGUAUACAUAAUAAUUCCUUAACGAGAUUUACUGUAUUGUGUAUAUAGAUAUCCAUGUAUACUUGAUCAAAUGGGAUAAUAUGCGAAUGCAUGUAGUAUUAGCAGUCGGAUAGAUUAAACACAAGUAUAACUUUCUUAAUAAUA
Messenger RNA from Vespa mandarinia (Asian giant hornet), 1753 nucleotides. RefSeq lists its product as uncharacterized. The record is from RefSeq and is a predicted model, not a curated record. Gene Ontology annotation, molecular function: DNA-binding transcription factor activity, RNA polymerase II-specific; RNA polymerase II transcription regulatory region sequence-specific DNA binding. Lineage: Eukaryota; Metazoa; Arthropoda; Insecta; Hymenoptera; Vespidae. Gene Ontology annotation, biological process: regulation of transcription by RNA polymerase II.